Messenger RNA from Arabidopsis lyrata subsp. lyrata, 490 nucleotides. RefSeq names its product non-specific lipid-transfer protein 2P. The record is from RefSeq and is a predicted model, not a curated record. Gene Ontology annotation, biological process: lipid transport. NCBI's taxonomy places the organism in Eukaryota, Viridiplantae, Streptophyta, Magnoliopsida, Brassicales, Brassicaceae. The transcript has a single exon. Bases 98 to 388 code for a protein of 96 amino acids.
UCUUUUAUUCCUUUGAACAUCUCAUAAUUAAAAUCUCAAAGAUAUUCAAGCAAUCGGAAUAGAAUUAUAUAAAAAGGAGCUACGAAGCUUACAAGAUAUGAAGUUCACUACAUUAGUAUUCAUCGCCUUCGUUUUGUCGUCUCUGGUUCUGACCAAAACAAUGAUUUCGGGGAAAGAGGUGAAAGCGGCAUGCGAUUUUGCAAAGUUCCAAAUAUGCAAGCCGGCGAUAAUAGCUGGAAGCCCACCGUCAGAAGAAUGUUGCGGAAAGCUAAAAGAACAGCAGUCGUGUUUGUGUGCUUACGUGAUAAGUCCAUCGAUUAGUCAGUAUAUUGGAAAUGCUAAAAGACUCAUAGCGGCUUGUGGUAUACCUUUUUCUAAUUGUUCAUAAUAUUAUAAUUAUCAAAAUCAUAUUUGAUAAUGUUUAUAAUUGGGAGUUUGUCAUGUCAUGGUUAUUCAGAUGAUUCAAUAAAAUGAACAUUUUUCUUAUAUA